Messenger RNA from Caenorhabditis briggsae, 273 nucleotides. The transcript is spliced from 2 exons. Lineage: Eukaryota; Metazoa; Nematoda; Chromadorea; Rhabditida; Rhabditidae. The record is from RefSeq and is a predicted model, not a curated record. The coding region runs from base 1 to 273 and encodes 90 amino acids.
AUGAACAGCUGUGUGUUCCUGAAAAAGAAUACUGCCGUGCAUCGAGUAUAUCUCAUUUUCAUUUUCAAACAGAUAUUGAGUUCAAUAAUGACUUUCAAAUCUCAACCUUCUUCUUUUGUACCUAAUUCGGAAGCUAAUUGUCAUGAGAGCGAGAAAAGAACAAAUUUGACAGUUUGUCAGUUGCUAAGUGUUGUUAAUAAACUUUACUCGUUAUUUUUGCAACCAAGAUUCAAAAUCGCAGACAGUGCUCAUUCAAGUUAUAUUUUCCUCUAA